AUGCGAAACGAGAAAAACGAAGAGGUUUUUCCGGGUGUAUUGAACAAAGUGAAAGCAACUUUCUGGCCGCCAGCCUAUUUCCCCGGAAUGAGAACAAAGCAGUUCUUCUUUUGGCGAUCUAUGGAGGAUCACACUGAGGGAAUACCUGAGAUUGAGCCAUCUCCUGCUGUUCGCUUUAAUCCUCCCUUAUCAAAUGCCCUUCGCUACUACCUCCUCGUACAAUGGGCGCUUCUUAUGUCAUGUUUUAUACAAUUCGAUAAAAUCCGUAUGUUCCUCAACUGGCCUGAGUUCAUUUGUAGAUUUGGCUUCAUAGUUUUCUUCACCCAAAUGUUUGGAUAUUACUUUGAUCACAGUCGUUUUGCUCUGAUAUUCGACCCAGCACGGCUGAUACUGUCUACGUUGCUUGGAUUUUCUCUGAGCGACCCCACACUGGUCUUGUACAGUUUAGUAUCGUUGUCGAUUGUCAUAUGGCUUGUGUCAGCAGGGAAAAUAUGUGUAACCUGCGGCUUUACGAAGAGGGGCUGCUAUAGUUGA
Molecule: messenger RNA, 534 nt
Organism: Cooperia oncophora
Lineage: Eukaryota; Metazoa; Nematoda; Chromadorea; Rhabditida; Trichostrongylidae
Source: the annotation of a GenBank genome assembly